Tetrahymena thermophila SB210 is the source of this 1959-nucleotide messenger RNA. RefSeq lists its product as hypothetical. The record is from RefSeq and is a predicted model, not a curated record. The transcript has 2 exons. NCBI's taxonomy places the organism in Eukaryota, Ciliophora, Oligohymenophorea, Hymenostomatida, Tetrahymenidae.
AUGAAAUAAUAAUACAUAAAAGUAGAGUCAAUUAUAAGUUCAAUAGUAAAUAAAUAUGACGAUUUUUUGGGAUAUCAAGAUACACUUAAUAAUAUUUUGAAGUUUAUCCCCCAACCUACAGCCACUGAUUAAGAUGACCAUAAUUAAUAAAAGUAUGUAGACGAUAUUAAGAAAUUAAAACAUAUUGUUUACGAACUUUUAGACUUCCCUUAGAAGUAUAAUUGUCUGUAAAAUUCUAUUUAAGAUAUUAUAGAUGACUACAAUAAAGUACAUAUGGAUUUAAAUAACCAUAUUAAUAAUUUAAUCUAGCUCACUUAUAAUAUCGAAUAAGAAAACCUUGGAGAUAAUUUCUAAAAAUUGAAUGAAAUUUCAAAUAAUUUAGAAUAAUGUAAAUUUGAUGGCUAAAACUUACAAUAAACUUUAUUUAAUAUGGAUAAAGUUAGCGAUUUCAUUAAAGAAUAUUUUUCUACAUGUUAUGGUUAAUAAUUAAGUAAUUUAAAAAGCAAAUUAGAAGAUUACAAAGAAGAAUUAGAAUAUGAAAUUCAACAAAGUGACUUAGAACAAAAAUAGGUUUUAAAACAUUAUUAAGAAGCCAGUUUGUAAAUCACCUAGAAAAAUGCAAUUAUUUAGACACAUUUGACACAAUAAUAGCUUUUUAAAAAAGAUAUUUAUGAAAUUCAAUUAAAAAUAAAAAAACUUGAAGAAAAUAUGCAGAAAAAAAUCAAUGGAGUUGGUGAUUCAAAUACUUAAUAACUAUAGCAAACCUUUUAAUAAGAAGUAUAAAAUUAAAAGAUAUAAAUAAAUGAUUUGAUAAUAAAAAAAGAGUCUUAAAAUUCUAAAAUAGAAGAAUUAAGAACACAAAUAGGAUUUAUAAAGCUUGAUUUCUUAAAUAAAAUUAUACAAUUGACUUGGAGACUUGAAUAAACAGAUAUAGAAGAAGAGCUUUCCAAAAAGUUAAAGUCUAUACAAGAUGCUUACUAAACGAAUAUUAAUGAAAUUUAAUAAAAAAUUAAGGAAGCAAAUAAAAAAAUCUAAGAUCAACAACUAAAACAGGAAAAAACUUAUAUCUAACUUGGUUUUUAAAAUUAUCAACAUUUUAAAAAAUUUAAUUGUUUUUAUGAUACUGUCAAAGACAUAUAUUUUUAUUACAUUAAUCUUAUUUAAGAUAUAUUAAGUUUAAUUAAAUAGUUAUCAUUCCAAAACUAAGCUUUUCAAGAAUCAUAAAAAAAUUUUGAAAUGUAUCGAGAGGAAUCAAACAAUUUAUUAUACUAGCAUGAUGUGUUUACACGAUUCAAAUAAAUAGAUCAAAGCAUAAAUCAAGUAGAUUCUUUUAGUUCCAUCAAAAAGAUUUUAUUCAUAAUAAAUAGUUCUAUUGAAUAAAAGUGUAAAGAGGAAAAAUAAGAAGCUUUUUAUGAUCAUGUAAUCAGAUCUAUUUCUUUUUAUAAAAUAAUUAAAAAUUUCGUUGAUUUAAGCAAGAAAGAAUAAGAUUAAUAUUUUGUGAAUGAUAUUAUCCCUGAAAUUAUAAGAGUACCUAAUAAUUUAAGAAAACUUGAAAAUAGAAAUAAAAUUUUUCUUGAAAAAAUAAGAAAAAAACAAAAGAUUAUUACAAAUUUAAAUGAUGAUUUGAAGGAGGAAGUAGAUAGUUAAAAAAAAUAGGAAAUUCAAGAAGAAAUCAAAGAAUGUGAAAAUGAUUUGAAAGAAAUGAAUACAGACUUUGAAGAAAUUUAAGAAGAAUUAGAAGAUAUCAAACAUGAAUUUGAAACAGAUAAUUCAGAUUAAAUAAAUAUUAUUAAAGAUGUUGUGUUUGCUUUGAAAAAUGCAAAUAAUUUUGCUUUAUUGGAAAAAAAAAAAUAUGCAAUUUAAGCCUCAUUUAAUUAAUUGUUGAAAAGAGAUUAGAGUUUCAUAAAAGCACUUAAAUAAUACAAAACUCUUGCAAUAGAAUGCGGAUCUAAAAAUUGA